AUGACCGUGCCAACUUCCGAGCAUGUCGAAACAACGACUGUCGAGCCCGACCCGCCGGUGCAGGAGCAGUUCACGAUCGCGGACGAGGACCCAGAAGCCGCGCACGAGCAGGAGCGCGCGCACGCAGCCGUUUACAAGCGCUUCAGUGACUCCCAGAAGCGAGUCAUACUUGGGCUUGUAUCAUUCGCUGGGCUUACGCAGAUGUUCGUGUCGGGCAGCUUCAUCACGAGCAUCCCAGCCGUCGCGCGCGAGUUCGACUCUACGCCCGCCGUAAUCAAUCUCGCGGUGAGCGCGUCGAUCAUAACGGGCGCCUUCGGCAUGCUCGUCUUCUCGACAUACAGCGCUUGGUAUGGCCGCCGACCGAUCUUCCUGACAAUGCUGCCCAUCCUGAUCCUGGGCUCGAUCGGAACUGCCGUUGCUCAUUCUGUACCGACAUUGGUGGCAUGGCGUAUCGUACAGGCGUUUGGAGCUUCGGGCGGCUUCUCCGUCGGCGCGGGAGUCAUCGCGGAUGUAUUCCCGCUCGAGCAACGCGGAAGGGCGACGGGCAUCUUCUUCUCUUUCGCCUUCCUAGGACCAGCUCUAGCACCCUUUGUCGGAGGUGCAGUCGCGCACUACGCCUCAUGGCGCAUCAUGCAGCUCUCAAUCGGCGCCGCCAGUCUCCUCGCUCUCAUACUCUUCGCCAUCUUCUUCCCCGAAACGAGUCAGCCGCACUCGCGCGGGAUCGACAAGCUGCGUGCCGAGGGCCAUAGCACUUCCGAAGAACGUUCUUCGCUGCUGGGAGAGCACACUGUAGACGAAGAUGGGCUGGAGAAGAAGGAGAAGUUCAAGUGGGUGUGGCUGAAUCCCUUCGGGUUCUUGGGGCUGUUGAGGAGUCCGAACGUGAUGGCUGUGGUCGUGUGCGCGACGGUGGUACUGAUGGCGGAGCAUCUGCUACUAAAUCCACUUGCCUACACUUUGGGCGCGCGAUAUGGGAUAGACAACGAAGGCCUCAUCGGCCUCUGCUUCCUCCCAGCCGGUAUAGGCAACAUCAUCGGAGCACCGCUCGCAGGCCGUAUCUCAGAUAUGAUCAUCAUCCGCGCUCGUGCGAAGCGUGGGACAUGGGUGCCUGAGGACCGCUUGCGCGCUAGCGUGCCGGCCAUAGCAGCACUCGUUCCUGCAUCCCUACUCGCCUUCGGGUUGACCAUCAAGUUCAUACCCGGUACACCCGGACUGAUCAUAUGUCUAAUGCUGCUUUUCGUCCAAGGAGUCGGCAGCGACUACGCCCUAACGCCAAUGUCCGCCUACCUCGUCGACAUUCUCCACUCCCAAAGCGCGCAGAUCACCGCCGCAUCCGCCUGUGUCAGACAACUGCUGGUCGGGAUCGCGACGUCGGUGUUCAUACCGCUUAUCGAGCGCAUCGGGGUGUGGUGGACGAAUGCGAUACUUGCGGGGUUAAUAUGGUGCUCUCUUGCGUUGUUCUUGGCGACGAUCCGGUACGGAGACCGGAUGAGGGCAUGGGUUGAUGUUGGGUAUUCAGACGCGUCGAACAACUAA
Messenger RNA from Peniophora sp. CBMAI 1063, 1533 nucleotides. NCBI's taxonomy places the organism in Eukaryota, Fungi, Basidiomycota, Agaricomycetes, Russulales, Peniophoraceae. The record is from the annotation of a GenBank genome assembly.